Molecule: messenger RNA, 670 nt
Organism: Laetiporus sulphureus 93-53
Lineage: Eukaryota; Fungi; Basidiomycota; Agaricomycetes; Polyporales; Laetiporaceae
Product: P-loop containing nucleoside triphosphate hydrolase protein
Exons: 7
Coding region: 10-630 (206 amino acids)
Biological process (GO): ribosomal subunit export from nucleus; protein import into nucleus
Cellular component (GO): cytoplasm; nucleus
Molecular function (GO): GTP binding; GTPase activity
Source: RefSeq, a predicted model, not a curated record
ACGAUAUCGAUGUCUAUUCAAGAGUACAAAGUCGUCCUCGCCGGUGAAUUCGGAUCUGGUCGCUCGACCUUCGCCUCUCGCUUCACCAGCGGCAAGAGCGCAACGAAGAAGAUACCGGCGAUCAAAACUGAGAUCAUCCCGGUCAAGAUCUACACCUCUGCCGGCUCCGUCACCAUCACUCUUUACGACACGCUCGUUCACGCCAAGGGAGGACUGCCUGAAGAUGCUUUCUUCCGUACAGCCAGCGCCGCUCUGCUCUUCUUCGACACGACCAAAAAACUGUCAUACGAAAAGGUGUCGGUUUGGUACGAGGCUCUGCAGAAGGCAAACGGGAGGAAGGGGUCGGAACCGCUGCCAGUUAUUCUCGUCGGAACCAAGGUCGAUGAUGUGAAGAACCGAGAAGUGAAGCCGGAAAGCAUUGAUUUUGCUCAAAAGCUCAACUUGCCUUACAUCGAGAUCUCGUCCAAGGCCAACUACAACGUCAGAGAGCUCCUCCUGAAGAUCAUCAAGUCACUUCUCGGCGCAUCAGUGCAACUCACCGACAAAGUAGAGCUCGAAGAACCGUCGGCCGAAGUCGACCCAGCCGUGCAGGAGGAGGCGGAAAAGGCUUAUGCUGACGCAGCCAAGUAAGUCCCAAAGAGGUUUGGGUAGAGCGAGUGGAGGUGACGAG